AUGGACUGGGAUGAAGAAGCUCCGGUUCAAAAAAUUAUCAAAAUAGUGGUAUGUGGUGAUGGUGCUAGUGGUAAAACGUCACUCUGUGUACGAUUUGCUCAGGAUAAUUUCGGACGACAGUAUCAGCAGACUAUUGGCCUGGAUUUCUUUACCAGGCGAUUAACUUUGCCCGGCAAUGUUUCUGUUCUAUUGCAGAUUUGGGACAUUGGAGGACAGAGUAUCGCAAGUCCGAUGCUUGAAAAAUACAUCAACGGUGCACAUGGCGCUGUUGUUGUUUACGAUGUUACCAACAGCUCAAGUUUUGAAAAUCUUGAAGACUGGAUAAAUAUCAUCAAGCAAGUUACCAAAACUCAGGAAAGACCAGUGGUACUAAUGCUUGUUGGUAAUAAAACAGAUUUGGAACAUCGUCGAGUUAUUCGCAUUGAAAGGCACACCAAAUUCGCAUUACAGUAUGGAAUGUCCAGUUAUUACGUGUCGGCAAAAACUGGUGACAGUGUUACGCUUAUGUUUAGGAAAACAGCUGCUGAAAUCCUCGGAAUCCCGUUAGAGCAAAGCGAUACAGAAGGAGAUAUCAUUGUUGUGAAAGCUUCCGUUACAACACGAACGGAAGACGAAUCACAACCAGCACAGCAACAACUGCGAGCUGAUCAAUCUCGCAAUACAACUGUUUGCUCAGUGAUGUAA
Brugia malayi is the source of this 684-nucleotide messenger RNA. RefSeq lists its product as uncharacterized. The transcript is spliced from 5 exons. The coding region runs from base 1 to 684 and encodes 227 amino acids. Gene Ontology annotation, cellular component: Golgi apparatus; endosome. Lineage: Eukaryota; Metazoa; Nematoda; Chromadorea; Rhabditida; Onchocercidae. Gene Ontology annotation, molecular function: GTP binding; GTPase activity. The record is from RefSeq and is a predicted model, not a curated record.